CUCAUAGACUAGUGUAAAACUAGUUUAGAUGUGUAUGUCCUUGUUCAUCCUUUUUCAUGUGGCAAAUGAAGUUAGGAAAUUUGAAUGAAAGAGAGAAAGAAAAAGAAGAAAAAAAGCAAAAAAGGCAGAUGAGAUAAGGGGAUCCAAUUUGCACUUUAGCAAACCGUUUUAAAAUGCAAAGUAAUAAAAAAUGGCUAAAAAGAAAGAAAGAAUUAUCAUAUACAAAUAGUAAAGAAGAGCACAAAACGGUUCACCAUUCCAUAUUCCAAUGGCUACAACUUCCUUGCAUCUCUUCAUUUUCAUUUUCAUUUUCAUCUCCAUCUCUCUCACAGCAAAUGGGACACAACUCAUAUUGGUUAACAAUUGCAAAGAGAGUGUGUGGCCAGGAAUCCUAGGAAGUGCAGGGCACACAUCACCAAAAGAUGGUGGUUUUCAUCUUUGCAGUGGAGAAGAGGUAGUUUUAGACCUCCCAAAUGGAUGGUCAGGUAGAAUAUGGGGAAGACAAGGUUGUUGCUUUGACACAACAGGAAAAGGGUCAUGUCAAACAGGUGAUUGUGCAGGUCUUUUAAACUGCAAUGGCAAUGGUGGUGUCCCACCAGCUACACUAAUUGAAAUGACACUUGGAACUUCACAAUCAGAUUUGCAUUUCUAUGAUGUUAGUUUGGUUGAUGGAUUUAACCUUCCUGUUUCAAUGAAGCCUAUAGAUGGUGGUGUUGGUUGUGGUGUAGCUGGUUGUGAAGCUGAUUUGAAUUUUUGUUGUCCAUAUGGACUUGUUGUGAAAAAGGAAGGAAAAGUUGUUGGAUGUAAGAGUGCUUGUUUGGCUGCAAAAUCUGAUAGGUAUUGUUGUACUGGGGAGUUUGCUAGUCCUAAAAUGUGUAAGCCAAGUGUGUUUGCUCUUCUUUUCAAGACUAUUUGUCCUCGAGCUUAUAGUUAUGCUUAUGAUGAUUCGGUGGGGCUUAGGACUUGUAAAGCAACUAGAUAUGUCGUUACAUUUUGUCCGUCAAAUUGAUUGUUUGAAUAGAGAACCUAAAUCGUCUAAAAUCGAUUGGUUGUAUAGUGUAGUUGGUUGAAUAUUAAAAGAUUACAGGAGAAAUAAAUUUUUCUCUUAAUCUAAUAAUCUAUACUCAACUUCACCGUAUAUCUAAUUUUUAUUUUUGAUUUGAUUGUUGUCAAUCCAAAAUGGAUUAUUAUAAUUUGAAAUUGUGACUAUGAUGGUUGUUAGAUUGUUA
Molecule: messenger RNA, 1229 nt
Organism: Cicer arietinum (chickpea)
Lineage: Eukaryota; Viridiplantae; Streptophyta; Magnoliopsida; Fabales; Fabaceae
Product: thaumatin-like protein
Source: RefSeq, a predicted model, not a curated record